Molecule: messenger RNA, 1704 nt
Organism: Solanum dulcamara
Lineage: Eukaryota; Viridiplantae; Streptophyta; Magnoliopsida; Solanales; Solanaceae
Product: cytochrome P450 71AU50-like
Exons: 2
Coding region: 45-1550 (501 amino acids)
Molecular function (GO): oxidoreductase activity, acting on paired donors, with incorporation or reduction of molecular oxygen; heme binding; iron ion binding
Source: RefSeq, a predicted model, not a curated record
UGAAUAUUCUAUUUAUACAAAGUCUACUGUUAGAGCUACCAACCAUGGCUUUCAUAUGGACUACAAUUAUAGUAGCUAUAGCCAUAUACAUGUUCCAUAAGUUACUAAACAUCAAGAACAUAAAAAAACUUCCACCAGGUCCAUGGGGAAUUCCCAUUUUGGGACAUCUCCACUUGAUAGGCAAAAAUCCCCACCAAGAUUUUUAUAGAUUAGCCAAAAAAUAUGGCCCUUUCAUGCACAUCAAACUUGGAUUGGUACCAACAAUUAUUGCCUCUUCCCCUGAGACAGUUGAAAAAGUCCUCAAGACAUAUGAUCAUGUAUUUGCUAGUAGACCUCAUCAUGAAGCCUCUCAAUAUAUGUGUUAUGGCCAAAGAAACUUGAUUUUCUCCAAAUAUGGAUCUUAUUGGAGGAACAUGAGAAAAUUGACCACUUUGAACCUUGUGAGUAGCCAAAAAAUCAACUCAUAUCAACCUUCAAGAAAGGAAGAAGUUUCCCUUUUGGUUAAAUCAAUCAAACAUGUUGCUGAUCAAGAACAUGUACUUGCUGUUGAUCUUAGUGCAAAAGUUUCGUUGUUGAACGCGAAUUUGAGUUGUUUAAUGGUUUUUGGGAAAAAGUUUAUGGAUGAUGAUUUGGACAAAAGGGGUUUUAAAUCUUUAGUUCAAGAAGUUGUACAUUUAGCAGCAACACCAAAUCUUGGUGAUUUCUUUCCUUAUCUUGGUGUUUUGGACCUACAGGGGAUUACUAGUAGGCUAAAGGCACUUUCCAAGGUUUUUGAUGAAUUUCUUGAGAAGAUUAUUGAAGAACAUGUUCAGUCUAAGGAACAAAGGGAAACUAAGGAUUUUGUUGACACCAUGAUGGACAUUAUGCAGUCUGGUGAAGCUGGAUUCGAGUUUGAUCGACGCCAUGUCAAAGCUGUCCUAUUGGACAUGCUUAUGGCUUCAAUGGACACUUCAGCAACAUCAGUAGAAUGGAUACUCACUGAGCUACUCAGGCAUCCUCAUGUCAUGAAGAAACUACAAAAAGAAUUGGAACAAAUUGUAGGCCUUGAUAGAAUGGUAGAAGAAUCAGACCUGGAAAAUUUAACUUACUUAGACAUGGUAAUCAAGGAAGCCCUGAGGCUGCAUUCUGCUGCACCAUUACUAAUUCACGAGUCUAUAGAAGACUGUGUUGUUGAUGACUUCUUCGUGCAAAAGGGAUCGAGAAUUAUUGUCAAUGUAUACGCAGCUCAAAGGGAUCCUAAAGCUUGGCCUGAACCAGACAAGUUUUUGCCAGAAAGAUUUGUUGAGAGCAGUGUAGAUCUUCGUGGACACGACUUUCAACUUCUACCAUUUGGCUCUGGUAGAAGAAGUUGCCCUGGAAUGCAGUUGGGAAUCAUAAUUGUUCGCCUUGUGGUCGCGCAAUUGGUGCAUUGUUUUGAUUGGGAACUUCCAAAUGGUAUGAAUCCUAGUGAAUUGGACAUGAGUGAGCAAUUUGGAGUAGUAACUUGUAGAGCAAAGCAUCUGAUGGCAAUUCCUACUUAUAGACUCCAACUUGUAGCUGAUUUAAAUUAAGCAUUUUCAUGUAUAUGUACCAUGUAACUUUUGAUGUAUUUUUAGUGCAAUUGUACUGUUUAUUAGUAUAGUGAAUUUGAUUUUAUUUGUUUGGCUAUAAAUGAAUGAGAAGUUCUUGUAAGCAACUGUUCUGAAUGUUUGAUAUUAAAAUGUG